AUGACAAUAACAAACGCAACAGAUGGUAAAAUUAGCGCCGAAAUGCUUAUUCAAGCACAUCAUCUGAAUCGUUUAGAAUCACUUCAUGGAGGAGUGAUAGCAUCGUUAGUGGAUGUUUGUGGGUCGCUAGCUAUAGCAUCUAAAGGAAUGCAUCACACAGGAGUUAGUACUGAUCUAAAUGUUUCAUAUGUUGGAUCAGCGGAGAAUGGAGAUAUUUUACUUAUGAAUGCAGAAUGUGUAAAGCUUGGUAAAACACUUGCGUUUACCACUGUAGAAAUGCACAAUAAAGAUAAUGGAAAAUUAAUAGCACAAGGUAGACACACUAAAUUCGUUGUUAUUGCUCAUACUGACCCCAAUAAUGAGCUUAAGAUUGGAGGUUCAAAGAUUUAA
Molecule: messenger RNA, 390 nt
Organism: Cetraspora pellucida
Lineage: Eukaryota; Fungi; Glomeromycota; Glomeromycetes; Diversisporales; Gigasporaceae
Source: the annotation of a GenBank genome assembly